AGUAACCAUCUCAAAACGGAGAAUCCAUCAAAUUGAGUUUUACCUUUCUUUCAGUAUUGGAAUGGAGUUUCAAUACUUUGUUUCAUUAUUACUACUCAUCUUCUUCCUCUUUCUACUUAUUCAAAAUUGGAAGAAGUCGAAAACCCUUAAGCAAAAGCUGCCUCCAGGCCCGUGGAGGUUACCAAUUAUUGGAAGUGUACAUCACUUGACAAGUGGAGUACCACAUCGAGUUCUCAGAAACUUAUCACAAAAAUAUGGACCUAUUAUGUACUUACAACUCGGGGAAGUUCCCACGGUAGUUGUAUCCUCCCCACACAUGGCCAAACAAAUUCUGAAAACUCAUGACCUCGCCUUUGCAUCUAGGCCAGUAACCAUGUUGGGAAAAAUCCUUUGUUACAAUUGUACGGACAUUGCCUUUUCCCCAUAUGGUGAUUACUGGAGACAGAUGCGUAAAUUGAGUGUCUUGGAGCUACUUAGUGCCAAGAUGGUCAAGUCCUUCAGCUCGAUUCGACAAGAUGAACUCUCAAGUCUCCUAUCAUCCAUCGAAUCAAUGGUAAAUUCGCCAAUCAACUUAACAAAUAAACUUUUUUGGUUUAUGAAUGCUGCGACAUGUAGGUCAGCAUUUGGAAAAGUAUGUAAAGAUCAAAAUGAGUUGAUAACAUUGAUUCAUAGAGCACAAUCAUUAUCCGGCGGGUUCGAGCUGGCUGAUUUGUUCCCUUCAAAAACCUUUCUACAUGGGAUUAGUGGGAUGAAAUCUAAACUAAUGAAAGCUCGUAAUAAAGUAGACACAGUCUUGGACAACAUUAUCAAUGUGCAUAGAGAGAACCGGGCAAAUGGAAAAAAAUGUAAUGGUGAGUCCGGAGUUGAAGAUCUGAUCGAUGUAUUUUUAAGAGUAAUGGAGAGUGGCGACUUUCAAUUUCCACUAACAAAUGACAAUAUCAAAGCAGUUAUUCUUGACAUGUUUGUAGCAGGAUCAGACACAUCAUCUUCAACCGUCAUUUGGGCAUUAACGGAAAUGCUGAAUAAUCCACGUGUCAUGGCCAAAGCACAAGCUGAAGUGAGAGAAGCCUUUAAGGGAAAGAAAACGUGCGAUGAUGAUGCUGACCUUGAAAAGCUUAAUUACCUAAAACUAGUGAUCAAAGAGACACUCAGGCUACACCCUCCAACUCCCUUGUUGGUCCCCCGAGAAUGCAGGGAGGAAACAGAGAUAGAUGGAUUCAUUAUACCGUUGAAAAGCAAGGUCUUGGUUAAUGUAUGGGCACUUGGAAGAGAUCACGAGAUCUGGGAAAAUCCUGAAUGUUUUAUACCAGAGAGAUUUGAAAAUAGUUCUAUUGAGUUCACUGGAAAUCACUUUCAAUUUCUUCCAUUUGGCGGGGGAAGAAGAAUAUGUCCAGGAAUACUAUUUGGUGUAGCUCUUGUUACUCUGCCGUUAGCCCAUUUGCUUUACAAGUUUGAUUGGAAACUUCCAGAAGGAAUUAAUGCAAGGGAUUUGGACAUGACCGAGUCAAAUGGAAUAACGGCUAGAAGAGAGCAUGAUCUUUACUUGAUCGCUACACCUUAUGCAUCACCUGUUGAUUAACUUUGAAAUCUGAGGCGGAAUCAAGAUUUGAAUUUAUGGAGUAUGGGGUUUGAGCUUGUCAUUAAUCUCAAAACUCAUUUCAAUAGUUAAGUUUGCAAUAAAAUAUUUAUUCAGAUGUAAUAAAUUUCUUGGGUUGGUCUGAACCCGAAAGUAGUACACUAGCUCUGCCCCGGUCUGAAACAUCAUUUUAAUGCUAGUAGUUUGAGGCCGGAGGAAACAGAUCUGAAGUUGGGCGGUCAAAUCGAAAUCAAAAUAUCUUGUGACUCGCCGACUCACUAUUUCUUUCCCUAA
This is a messenger RNA of Lycium barbarum (goji berry), 1870 nucleotides long. RefSeq names its product premnaspirodiene oxygenase-like. The coding region runs from base 62 to 1579 and encodes 505 amino acids. The transcript is spliced from 2 exons. The record is from RefSeq and is a predicted model, not a curated record. Gene Ontology annotation, molecular function: monooxygenase activity; iron ion binding; heme binding. NCBI's taxonomy places the organism in Eukaryota, Viridiplantae, Streptophyta, Magnoliopsida, Solanales, Solanaceae.